ACUGUUAGAAAAUAGAAAUCAAUAAUUUGAGCAUUAUCGUAAUGUAAAAUUUUUACGGUUUUUAAAUUUUAAUUUAAUACAAUGUAAUCCAAAAUACAUACAUUAUAAUACAUAUGAUACACAAGAUGAACACUUAAGUACACCACAGGUGAAUAGAAAGUAAAUAGGUACACAUUUUAAAAUUAUUAUAAUGUAAUGUAGGUACCUACCUACAAAUAUUGUUUGUACCUACCAUAUUUCUGAGAAAAAAUUGCUUAGGUUAGUACUUGCCUAUCUCUGAAAAAUGGACAAUCGGAUAUAUAAAUCAUAAUUCAAACUUAAAGUAGCCUUUUUGGCGUUUAGAGCGUGCAGCUGUAUCUGUAUAUGGUAUAGGUAACCUGCAUGCUCAGUGGUAGGUACCACCUAUGAUUAAAACAUUUAGUAGAUAAAUUUUUGUAUUUAAAUGAUUUUAACCACAAUAUAAAGAUGAAGAUCUACAUUGAAGAAUCUACAUAAAGAUCUGUAACCCACUGGGCAUUGAUCCUCCAUGAUAGGAUAUGUACCAAUCAAUAAAAGUGUAAUUUGGUAAAUUAUAAUUAGGUAUUUGUCUACUUAAUGAUAAUGAUAUUAUUAUGCAGAUAGUUAGUAGGUAAAGUAGAUAGCUACCUAAAUAAUUCUUAAUUUUUUGUUGUGGAGCCAAUACAAAUGGAUGAAGGGCUACCUAAAUCCUCGGUUGAUUUCAAUCAUAGACCUAUAAACCUUUAUUAUCAGGUCUAUAAUUUCAAUUUCCAAAAUACUUCGAAGUUGGUUUAGAGUUUUUAUUUUAAUUCAAGCUGAUAACAUCACAUCAUGUUAUCAGUUUUUUUAUUAUAAUAUUGUUGUCUAUUUUGUUAUAAUCACGAUUGUAUCCAUAACUGUAGUGAUAAUGUUUAUAAAUUCGAAAUGCUUAUUGUCAUGUUUAAAAAUGUUGACAUUAUUUUUCAGUUUAAGAAUAAGGAACUAAUGUUACUUGUGUUAUUCUUAACGUUCUAUUAGUUUAUAUGUUUUUAAUAUUAGAAUAUUACAAUGAGUGUCCGACUACUGUGUGUAAAUGUGGUAUCGGUGCAAGACAGUUUUGUUCAUUUAUCAUCAAAGUUAGUAAGAGAACUUAACACUAUAUCAAAUAAUACACAACCGGUUAGUAAAUCGUGGAAGAUAUUUCUGUUUCUGAAACAUGCAUAAUAAUUAUAUUGAUGUGUUUUAGCUGUGUUUGAAAGUGAUGACACUUGAUGAUGUACAGGCAGAAUUGUAUGUGUCUUGUAGUCAAACACCAUAUAAUUCAAACGGAGAUGAAAUGUUCAACAUCAGCCAUGAAUUUCUAAUCACUCUGGGGCUCAAGGUAUCACAACUAGUGUUGAUUACAGUCGUCGAUCACGUUUAUCCAUUAGAACGUAUCUAUGUCACUCCAUUAACAGAGGAAGACUGGGACCUAUUAGUAUGUAAAAAAAAUUUACUUUUUCUUUUAUUGAUUACAAUUAUUACCUAUCUUUUGAAACAAAAUAUUUUUAUGUAAAAGAUACAGGUUUAACUGAUAUAUUCUUUGUAAAAUGUAUUUAUUAUAUUCAUGCAUAGGUUUUAUCACUUUUAAGAAGUAAUUUAUAAGGUGUUUAUUAAGAAAAACCUAUUUCUUCAAACUAAUUUAAUGUAAAAUAAUAAAAUAAUAAGCAAAACAUUUUUUUUAACUUUCAAUGGUUCAUAUUGUAUGUCUCAAAUAUCAUAUUGGAAUAAAUUAAAUGUUUCAAAUGGUUAGGAAAAAUCACUUUUUGUGUUAGUAUUUUGUAGAACCUAUAAUUAUUAUCAUAUAUUUAUAAGUGGAACUGUCAAAAUUUCAGGGUUUGGAUUCUUGUAGUUCAAUAUCCACAAUAUUAAUAUAAUAUGGACAACUGAUCCUUAGGGGUUUUGUGGCUGAUUUCUACCGCUGGUCGUCCGCGUCUUAGCGCUAGGCGCUACUUGCGGACGAUUGUGGUGCUAGAGCAACGAAAACAAGCCACUUCCGGUCUAGGGUCUUCGGAGGGAACACCAGCUCUAAGCUUUUGUAGGGCCCGUACCUUCCUCGCUACCGGGAUGGGUUCCCGGUCACCCAAUAGGUGCAGUGGAUAAGGUUUACUAUCUUGCGCCAGUCCCACAGCCACCAUGUUUCAUCCAAGUUAGGCUCCUCUAUCUUGGGGGCACUAAGUCUAGAGCGGCCAGGCCAAUACGGCGUGAAGUGGGGCUCCCCCGCCCAUGGUACCGAAUAGAUUUUAUGUUGAACUCGGGGGGUCAACCUGAGAUUGCGUCUCUCCCACUAUUUUUGCUCCUCAGCCGGCUAGUGGUGGGCUUAUAUAAUAUGGACAAUAGUAUCUAUAUUGCUAUUGUUGUUUCUAAACAUAUUAUUAUAUUGAAUUUAUAAUAAUUUCCUCUGUGGUAUUGUAUGUUACAGGUAUUAAAUAAUAUCCCUCUUCAACAUAGUAUACUACAACAACUGCAAAUAGUCUAUAAAAAUGAAAUACUUCCAAUUUGGGUUUCAAAAUUUAUACACUUAAAAAUAUGCAUAGGUAAGGUAAUCAAAUUUUGGUUUGUUUGUACUUUAACAGAAUAUUUCAUUUUUGAUAUUUUUUUAAAUUUUAAAUUUGAUAAUUCUUUCGAUGCUAAUUAUGAAUACUCAACCAGAAUUUGACAAUCAAACUUAGUUAAAAAGUUACAGCCAUUACAGUUUGCGUUUUUAGUAUUAAAUGCGGCCGUGUAGUAGGCAUUACGUUGUUGGUAGGAUCAAUGCAGAGUUUUGUUUUAAUUAAAUAAAUUUAUUUAAAAAAUAAGGCUGUAGGUAUGUCAAUAUUGUUAUCGACACAAAUCGUAGUUUAUUUUCGAAAAAACAGUCCAAGAAAGCGAGUGACUGCUUAUGUCUCCAAGUGCAUCCAAAAUGCAUGAUGUAAAGAUUUUUUUAUCUAACCAAUGUGGUUUUGUUAACCAAUCAAGGUUUAUUUUAAAUUAAAACACCCCGAGCAAGUGCAGAGACUGAGUGACCACUUAGAGGUCUAAAGUAUGAUAAUAUUCAAUGAAAGUAUUAAACAUAUUUUAUUUUAUCAAUCAAAGAAUAGUAGGGUCUAUAGCAAUGGUAUGUAAUACUUAAAUGCAAUAGGUACCUAUAGUGGCUGCCACACAACCAUGCAUAAUGCUAAAAUCACAAACUUUAAGACUUUAACUAAAUCCAACCGCCAAAUCAACAUUAAAAUGUGCAGUAGGUUAAAAAAACAUUUUAAAAGUUUAAUGUUUGGAUAAAAUAGAAAAGUUAUCAAAUUUACGAUGAGUUACAUAUAUUAUUGUAAUACUAAUGUGAUUGGUUUUUUUUUUUAGGUGACCUAGGAUUUGGUGAUUUUCAAAUGGGGUUAUUAAAAGACACUACAGAAAUAGUUAUUAAAUCUGAUGUAAUAAAACCUGGUAUUAUUUCUAACAAAGAUAAUUUAGCUAGUAUUUUGCAAAAAAAUAUGAAAGAUCAAAAUGAAUGUAUUCCUCUUACAAAAUUUGACAAUCAGUUAAUUUUUCGCACAAUUUUUGUGAAUGAUACUUUAUUAGAAUUUGAUUCUAUUUAUGAUUAUUGUGCUCUUAUUUCUAAAUUGCAUAUGUCAAUGUUAUUUAAAAAUAAUGACCCAUAUUCUUCUGGUAAUAGUUUUGUUAAAGUAACACUUUUAAAAACUGAAUUAGAUCAAACAAAAAGCAAAGAAAAUCAAAUUGUACAAGUACCUUAUUUAAUUAUACGGUUGUGCCCAUUGAACCCAUUUAUGAAUAAUGUUGAAGAAAUGGAAAUUAUUAAUUGGCCAACUAUCUAUGUUACAAACACUUUAAGUAAAAUGUUUGGCUUAAAUAUUAAUUCUAAAGUUGUGUUGGAGCCAAUUAUUCGAAUGGAAAAUGAAAUUUGUGAUGUUCAAAAUAUUUGUAUUUACCCUAUAACAAGAAAAGUUAGUUUACGUUAUUACUUUUUUUGUUAAUUGUUUUUAUUUUAUAUUAUAAAAUUUUUUUCAGUCUAAUUUAGAUGAAAAAUCUAUUUUAAAUUGCACAAUACAGCUAUUAAAGAAUGAAGUAGUUCAUCGAAAAAUGUUGGUUUUAAAUAACAAGUCUUCACUACAUGUAGUAUACAAUACAAUUAUGACAAUAGAUGUCAUGGUUACAUUUUUUCCAUCAAAUAUUCCUUAUAUUUAUCUCAAUGAAUAUAAUAUUGGAAUGCUUAAAUUUACUAUUAAAACUAAAGACAUGCCUAAUAUUGUUCCUAAUCAUGGGGUUGCUAAUGAUAAAACAGCAACAAAUCAGUUUAUAGACCACUCAAUAUCUAUCACUUUUAGAUCAGAAGAAUAUUAUGAUAUAAAGUAUGUAUCUAAAAUCCAAUGUAAAUCUUUAUCCAUUUUAAUAAUUUAAUUAUUUUUAACAUAGAAUUGAUAGGUCUAUACUUUUAAAUAAUAUCUAAUUUCAGUUAGUAAAAUAUUUAACAUUAAUAAAUUAUCAAAUUAAGAAACAAUAUUUGUUGUAUCCAUAUUUUACUUUCGAUGAUGUCUGAUGAUGGUAGAAACUAGUCAUAACUAUUUUUAAAUUUUAAUAUAUGAAAUUAUAUUUUUAUAAUACUUAUGGCUUAAUUUGAUAAUUUAUAUUUGAAUAUUAAACUGUUGAUUUGAGCAUUAGCACAGCUAAUUUUAGACGGAAGUUAAAAAGUCAUAGCACUGGUUAAACUCAACUGGUUUUAAGAACUAUUAUUUGCUCACUUUAGUGUAAAUAAAUUAUUUAUAAUGUAGUAAUAUUUUUAUUAUGCACUAACUUCUUAUAAAUUAUAUUGGUUAAGAAACAUAUUUUAUUGUGUUAAUUGUGAAUUAAUGUAAUAAAUUUGUAUGCAGGUGUUUCAAAGAUAUGAAAGAGACUGGAUCUUUAUGUUUGAAACUGGGUUUAAAUUGUUACAAUACUUUACCUCAAACAUUUAUGGCAUAUGAUAAUUUAUUAAUAACUGGUAAAUAAAUAUUAACUAUUAUUAUUAACUUCCAGACAAUAAAUUGGUGUUUAUUUCAGGAGCUAUUGGAUCUGGAAAAACAACGAUUGCUAAAAUGCUUUGUCAUGAGCUUUCUAAAUGUCCAUAUUUUGUGAAAAUAAUUUGGAUAAAGGGACGGUUUUUAGCAGGUAAACAAAAAAUAAUCUUAAAUAUUACUUUAUGUUUUUUUUUUUACAUACAUAAUGAAUACUUACAGGUAAACUAUGGGAUAUAGUUCAAAAAAUAUUAACCAGUCAGUUUCAAGAAAGUUUGUAUUAUCAGCCUGUGGUUAUUGUAAUCGAUGAUUUUGAUGCAUUGUGUCACUUAAAUUCUGAACCAAAUGAACACGCUGAUAUAUCUAAAUUUUAUCUAAAGUAUAUAUUUAUGUAUAUAUACAUAUAUUAGGGUGAUUCUAAUCAGGUGGAACUGAAAUAAUUUUGUAAGAUGCAUUGUAAAAAUAAUUUUUGUACUUUUUGUAUAUGAUAAGUCAACCUCUUUUGUGCUACAAAGGGUUUGAAAUUUUGUAAACAAGUUUUUUUUAAAAUUUUUAACAUUCAAAAAUUUAUCAGAAACUUAUUAUUGUUAACAAGAUUUCCUACAUAAUAGCUCUCUUUAAUAUUUCAGUAAAACUUACCAGUGUAUAUAAAAAACUGAUUUAAAAGUUGAUAGAUUUGUAAUAGUAAAAUUCAAGAUUAUGUUAAAUUACAAAUCUACCAAAUUUUAAAUCGAUAUUGUACAUACACUGUUAAGUUUCAGUGAAAUUUUAAUGGGAGCUAUUGUGUAGGAAAUCUUGUUUUCUAUAAUAAAAUUUCUGGUACAUUUUUUUUUAUGUUAAAAAUCUAUGUAAAUUAAUUUAAAAACAACCCCAUUUUUUACAAACUUCAACUCUUUUGACUCACAGGAAGGGCUUAACUUGUCAUACACAAAAAUUAUUUUUAUAAUAUACCUAACAAAAUUUUGAGACCAGGAAUUCAAAUAUUUUUACAUUGAUUUUCAACACCUAUAGUUAAGGACCACCCUAGUAUAUGUUUAUUAAUAUACAUUUUAAAAUCAAUGUUGACUAUGUGAACAUUAUUUUUCAUAAUUGUAUUAUAGGUCAUUUCAUUUGUUGUUGAGAAUGAUUGAAGAAUAUACUAAUUAUAAUAACAGCAUUCGUGUUAUUUGUACUGCUAAACCAUUCAAUGAAGAACAAAACAAUUUGUUUUCAAAAAAAUUUAAACAUGUUUUUAAAACUGUCAUACAAGUGCCAUCAAUAGAUAAGGUAAAUAGGAUAAUUUAAUGUAUUUAUUAAGUAUAUCAAUUAAACAUAUUAUCUUUUUAGGAAAAUAGGAAAGCAAUAAUUUCAAAACGCCUAUAUCCACUUAAAUCGUAUAAGACUGAUAAAUAUUUAGAUGAAAUUUGUGAAAAAAUGGAUAGUUACGUCAUUCAAGAUCUUAUUGACUUCUGUGACAAAGUUUUAUUUGAUAAUUACAAGGGUAAAUGGUUUAAAUAUCAUUAUAAUAGUAUAACAAUAUAUUAAUUAUUAUUAUAUUAGAGUUUAUCAUAUUUCGUGAACUAUGUACAAUAAAAUGGUGGGCAGGCAAUGAAAUUUACUAAUUUUACUUAUUUAAAAGAGUAUGUUUAUCAUAUAUUAUACAUCAUGCAUAAAGGGUGUCUUUUCAUUUAAAAAUCUACAUUUUUAUUUAUAUUCAAAUCAACAGCACGAUUAUUUUUUUGUAAUUGAAAAAACUGCAAAAUUUGAAUUAAUAAAAGGUUUCUAUAAUUUCAUUUCAGAGAUAAGUCCUUUGUACUUAGUUUUAGAGUUUCUGUUAGUUUUACCAAUAUAAUAAUUAUUAAAAUUUAAUUUAAGUUUAUAUAUAGCUGUAAUUAAGUAUAUAUCUGUAUUAUACAACUGUACUAUAACUUUAUUGUAAUUUAUUUUUAAAGAUUUUACCUACUUGGAGCUCAAGCACUGCAUUUUGGAGAGGAAUUAAAUCAUAUGUAAUACAAUUCUUUGAUAUGUUUCUUGUAAUAUUUGUUUUAUUAUAGAAAAAACAGCAAAUGAUUGUUAUUAUUAUAAUAUAAUAAUACUAAAGUAUUAUAUUAUUAUAUACUUUAGUUUUCUAUACUCAAAAAUAGUAGGUAUUUUCUUAAAGUCUUCAGUACUAUAAAUUAUUUGGUUCAUUAAAUCAUUAUUAAUCUUGAAUACCACUGACAUUAUUAUAAUACUAAAAAUACUAAAAUUAACAAUAUUAGUAGGGUUCUGCAGUAUCCACACUUAUCUUUUAUACAAUGUAUACCAUGUAUUUUUCUUAUGGGGUUCAUAUUAUUAUUAUAACUUAUAUCAAAAAUAAUGUUAUAAACUUGAGCUUACUCCACUUCUUAAUGAACAUAAUUAUCAGCAUAAACUAAACAUUGGCUAUGAUAUUGCUUUUAAUGAUAAUUAUGAUUUAUAAGCCAUAAUAAAAAUACAAGACUGUGUACAAAAUAAACAGCAUAGAAACCUACUAAUAGUAUUGUUAGCUAUUGUAGUACCUAUGAAUUAUAAUAAUUUAUAACAUUUCUAGUAAAUUUGCAAAACUUCUAAAUACUAAUUUUAAUAAUAUUAGUGCCUUUAAAACUAAUAAUAAUUUAAUUAACUCAAUAAAUUAUAGUGCUAAAGACUUCAUGAACAUCUCUUAUUUUUGACAAUGCUAGUUUAUUAACAAAUUGUUUAUUUUAUCAAUAUAUGUAAUUUUAAUAUAUUUUAUAUUGGUAAGACUAAUAGGAACUUUUAAACUAGAUAAAAAACAUAUCUCUGAAAUAAAAUUAAAAAUAGCUUCACCUAAUUCUAAUUUUGUGAGAUGCUUUAGAAAAUAAUCAUAAUAUUAAUUUUUAUUUAUUGGUGUAAACAAUAACUUUGAUCAUUAAGAUUUGAGUAUUAAUUCUGUACUGUAAGAUUUUCUUAUUUAUAAAGAUAUUAAGGAAUGUGCAAAUAGAUUUUCAAAAUGAAGACUUACCAAUGAGGUCAGUGUACAAAACUGAAAUUAUUCAGGAGAAGCGAAUAACUAUAAAAUAAAUAACUGAAUUCUUUAAUUUUGAAACAUAUUUGAAGUGUUUACAUCACAAGAAUAAGUUUUAAUUUCAAACUGUUUUAACACAAUCAUAAAUCAUACUAACAAAAACUCUACUUUCACUACAAGCUCUGCUUAAAGAGAGUAGAAAUUAUUAUUUUGCAAAAUUUUAGAAUAUAUUUAUAUUAUGUAUUAUCUCUAUUGAGACAAUUGAAUAAAUUAUUAGUUUUAUAAUUUAACAUAUUAUAAUAACUAAAAUAGGUGAAAGUGAUAAACUGAUAAUCAAAUCUGUUUUGAAUAACGCCUUUGAAAAAACUGUUCCACUUUCAUUGCACAAUGUUGGUUUAUUCAAAGAUAAAACAAUAAAUUUUUCUUUGAUUGGUGGUUUAAAAGAUGCUAAACAAACCAUUAUUGAAACAAUUAUAUGGCCAUCAAUAGUAAGAUUAAAUUUCAGUAAAUUAGAAUUGCAAUAUAUUAAUAUAUUAAUAUAUUUAUUUAUCCUUAUUUUUAGCAUUCAGAUAUAUUUAGCAAAUGUCCACUUAAACUUCAGUUUGGACUUUUACUUUAUGGACCACCUGGUUCAGGAAAAACUUUAUUGGCUAAAGCAGUUGCUGGAGAAAGCAAUUUAAAUUUUAUUUCAAUCAAUGUCAGUAUGCAACAUAUGCUUUAGAACUUUAAUGAUAAAUAUUAUAUUUUAGGGGCCAGAAAUACUUUCAAAAUAUGUUGGAGAAAGUGAACAUAGUGUAAGGAAAAUAUUUCAAAGGUAAAAUUGUAUUUAAAAAUAUAUAUAUAUGUAUAUAUAAAUAACUGACUUGUAUAGCCUUAAAUUUGUAUACCUACUCACAAAGAUGUUUUCAACUAAUAGUAUUUUUUUUAUUUACUUGAAUCAUUUAUACAUGUUAAAAAUAGAAAUAUUUAAAACUAAACCCAGGACUUAAAUGCACCUAAAUAGAUCAAUAUGCCUUGAAAAAGCUCUUUGAAAAUAUUUGAAAUCAAAAAUUCCUCUUUACCAUAAAAAUGCAUUAAAUUUUGCUGUAAAUAAUAUUUUUCAUAGUAUAUUUUAUACUUAUUUUUAAAAUUGUAAAUUAUCUUUAAACAGACUGUUGAAUGAAUAAUAAGUUUAAUAGAAUAGCAUGCUCACUAAUAUUAAUUAUUUAUUACUUAAAUAGUAAACUAUAAUAAAUAUAAUAUUUUUAUUUAAUAUUUUAUAGAUUUUAGAUGCUAAUUAUAGUAUUACUAUUCAAAUUUUAAUAUUAAAAUCAGUGAGCAGAUAAAAUAAAAUAAUUUUUAUUUUUGUUUACAGAGCACAAAAUGCUAGACCGUGUAUUAUAUUCUUUGAUGAAUUUGAAAGUAUUGCCCCAAAGUUGGUUUUCAAAAUUAAAAUUUAUUUUGAAGAUUUUAUUAAUAUUUUUUACUUUUAGGCGUGGAUCAGAUCAAACUGGUGUUACAGACCGGGUGGUCAAUCAAUUUCUUACACAAUUGGAUGGUGUGGAUACAUCAGAAGGAAUAUUUGUAAUAACAGCUACCUCUCGUCCUGAUCUAAUUGAUGGAGCAUUAUUAAGACCUGGUCGGAUCGGUAUUAAAUUACAUUGUCCAAUGCCCACAACGGUAAUUAGUUAUCAUAUUAUGUUAAAAAAAUAUAAAAUAUAUAAUACAUUAUGUCAGCUUAAUUUUGUAUACAAUUGCUUAAGAAAACUUAAGAAAAUGUAUAAUUAUUAUACAUUUAUUUAAAUAAUGUACCGAUUUAUACUAAGCAACUUUAUAAGAGAAAAUGUAUUAUAGUUUUAAUACAAUUUAUUAAAAUUAACUUACAAAAAGAUCUUUAUUCAUUAUAAGAAAAGUAACUUUUUAGUAAUAAAUUAUUUAUUUUACUUAUUGGGUAUUAUUUGAAAAUGUAAAAAUUUUAUAUCUAUGUUGAUAAUAUAUAUUUUUAUAAAACCUUUUGUAUGUUACACUAUAAGAUACCACAUAUAAAACAUAUACCAGGUCAGUAAAUAUGAAACCAGAAUUUUUGUACAGAAAAUACAUGUUUAUUGUAUGAAAUAGAUGACAAAUAUUUUAUUCUAAAUAUUGCCCAUUGCUAGCUACAGAUUUUUCUCACCUGUCUGGUAAUUUGUGAAUGCCUCUCCAAAAACACUGUUGAUCUUUUGAGCCGACUCAGUCAUUGAACUGUUUUUGUAAAUUUUCAUAAGAAUUGAAAUACUGCUUAGACAUAUCCCAUUGAUGCAAAUAAAUAGUAAUCGGAUGAAACCAAGUCUGGUGAAUAAGUCACGAAAGUAUUUUCCAACUAAAUACCUCAAUCAUUUCUUUGACCAGUUUUGCUGUGUGAUAGGGUAUUAUCAUAAAACAAAAUCCCUUGUCUUUUUUUGAAAUUCUGGCCAUUUUCUAGUAAAGUUUAAUUUAAAUCAAUCAUUUAUUGUCAGUUGCGCUGAGUGUUAACAGUUUCAACAGGUUUUAGCAGCUCAUAAUAGAUCACAUCCUUCUGAUCCUACCUAACACAGAGCAUUGUCUUCCACCAACCUUUUCAGUGGUCUCUGAUGGUCUUCGUUUCUCAUUUCAAAAUCACUUCUUUUGAAUUUUUUAAACCACUCGAAGCACUGCGAUUUUCUAAGAGCAUGCUCACCAUAAGCUUUAACAAGCAUUGGAUAAGAUUCUGCAGCAUUUUUUUCAAAUGAUAACAGAAAAUUAAUGCUGCAUGCAAAUCAUAAUUUCAAAACACAAAAUUUGACAUGUUCAAUGUUAUUUCAAACUAUGCAGUUGUAUGCAACUUAUAUUGUUAUGAGUUGAAUAUCUUUUGUUAGAUGUUAACAUGGAAAUAACGUCAAUGAUGCAGUAUUGAAAUAACUACAUUGAUAGCUAGAGCUAUUUAUAGGAAAAUUCUGGUUUCAUAUUUACAGACCAAUAACUAUAUAGACUAAAACAUAAUAAUAUUUUUUUUUCUAUUAAAUAUAAUAUUAUUCAAUAUUCACUAUAUUGUUUUUAACUCAUAUCCCUAAACUUUGUUAAUAACUUUUUAAUGCAAUAUGUACCUAAUAUUUUAUUGAUAUUUUCAAUUAAUACUAAAGUGUUUAUUGUUAAGAUAUAUUUUAGUUCAGUGUAAAUAAAUAAAAAUACUUCAUUGUAAAAACAAUAUUCUCUCAACUACAUAUUAUAAAAAUAAUACAAAUCACAUUUAUCUUGGUGAAUUUAUUCAAAUUUAAAAUUAAAAUAAAACAAAUUUAUUUUUUGUUAUUAAUUAAUAAUUAUUAAUACAGCUGUGAUAAUUGUAAGUGAUAAGGUGUAAAUUGUUAACCUCACAAUAUUAGAUAUUGCUCAAACAUUGUAACCCAACACCAUGUACUUUAUGCCAUUCACCAGGAUUUAUGCCUUACUUCCUAUUAAAGGUUAUGCUGCUUUACGUCAAUUUAAUUCACAUAAUAUAAAUGAUCUACAAUGGAAAUGCUAUUAAGACCCCUAUGAUUUAAAACUGAUCAAAAUUCAUCAAUUGCGGAAUGGAGCCAUUGGAAAACACUUUUUAAAAACUACCUUUAAGUAAAAGUGAAGGACAAAAAUAAAUUUGAGGUAUUAAUUAACUUUUUAUCUCACUCAGAGUAUGUUUCUAUAAGUGAAUGUCCCACUUAUCGCUCAGUUAUUCAAAUAUGCAACAAUAUCUACGUUAAACGAACCAAUGAAGUUUUUGUCAGACACUUAAUGUCAAUGAGGAAGUAACCAAAUAGUGAAACUAUCCAUCAGUACCUUUAAAAAUACUCUCUAAAGACUGUGAAUUUAGAUCAGUCUUUGCUGCUCUCUAUGGGGAUUAAUAUUAAUAAGAUAUGCUUUUAUUAAUGGCCUGAUGUCCAAUACCAUAUGCCAAUGUCUUCUAGAGAAUAGUACCCUGAAUUCGGAAAGGUGAUCGCUCAAUCUUAUACCUUUGCAAAGGCACAAAACAGUCUGAAGUUUACAACCAAUUCCAUUAAUGCAAUUGCUAAAGAAGUGACCAUUGUAGAUAAUGAACAACCAGUAAUAACAGCUAUCAAGCAACUUGAUUCUCAUUGUUUCUUCUGCAGAUACUUGCAGAUCUUAAAAUACAAGAGCAUGAGCACAAAAUCUUAAGUUAUUUAUAUUAUCAAAACUAUGAACUGGAACCAACUCAUCUUUUUAAAAAUCUUGUGAAAUGCUCACCAAUCACUAUUAAGUCAUGUCGCUACUCUGAGGAAGAUAUAGAAUUCAUCAGAAAUGAAGUCCAGACAUUAGUGAUUAGGAUGUUGUGGAAGAAAACGCAUCACCCUGGCGAGCAUCAGUUUUACUAACCAAGAAUGAGUGAUAAAAACAUUUGAUAAUAGACUAUUCACAAAUAAUAAAUUGAUUUACCUUACUGGAUGCCUACUGUCUACCAAAUAUUGAUAAGCUGGUAACUAAGGUAGCUCAGUACUUCAUUUUUAGUAAUAUAGACUUAUGUAAUGUGUAUCAUCAAGUAACUUAUGCCAGGAUAAGCCAUAUACAGCUUUUGAAGCAGUAGAAAUUUAGUACCAAUUUAAAAGUAUUUCGUUUGGACUCUAAUUAAGUGGCUUGUUUUCAAAGAAUAAUGGAUACAAUUAUAACGGAUGAGAAUCCUAAUGUGUACCUUGACAUACCGUGAGUAUCAGGUAUGUUUUCACACUAUUCAAAAUGGAUACAGGAGUCUUCCAAUAAAAUUCAUAGUGUGAUUAUAUGCAAAUUCUUCUCAAUGCCUCCAUCAGCGGUGGCAAAUUUUAAAAACCUCAAACUCAAUAUUUUGAAAUCUAUCAUACAGAUUAUUGAUAACAAUCAAUGUUUAGUUGUAACACUUUAUGUCCACUUUAUAACCAUUUAUGUCCUGACUGUCACAUUAAGCUAAAAUGAUAGGCCAAUAAUAUUUUUUUUCAAGGACCUUGAGUGAAUGUGAAAGAAGCAUUCAUUGGUGGAAAAGGAAGUCAAUAGAAUUGUGGUAGCAAUUAGGAAAUUAAGAAAUUUUCUUAUUGGUAAGCAUUUCAAAUUAAGCACAGACCAGGAAGCUCUCUAUUUUAUGUUCAACCUGAAACAUUCAAGUAAAAUUAAAAACAACAAAAUAACAAAGUGGCAAUGUUACAGUUAUGUUUUAAUUUACAACCCUGGUAAAAAUAACAUUGUAGCUGAUGCUUAUUUCAGAGUAUGGUAGUGAUAACCCUAAUAAACUAUUUAACUUACACAAAUUACUCUGCACCCGUGUAUAACACAAAUGUUUCAUUGGAUUAAAAGUAAAUCUGCUCUUUUCCCUAGAUGAUGUAAAAACAAUUGCCAAAGGCUGUCUAAUAUGUGUGGAACUGAAACCAAAAUUCUUGACUACAUGACAACAUGACUACAAGAACAGUAAUUUGGUUCUUUUCUCUUACAAGAUCUUACAACAUUCCUGUGCAGUGAUGGUAUAGCUACAACCUGAAGAUAAUGGACAAGUUGAAUAUUACAAUGGUAUCAUAUGGACGACUAUUCAGCUGGCCUUAGAACGCUAAAUCUGAAAAUAACACAGCACAAUGGGAGAAGUUACUCGCAGAUGCUCUGCACUCCAUUAGAUCCUGAUUAUGGAUUGCUACUAACUGCAUGCCACAUGAAUACCUUUUCAUGCAUCUUAGGCGAUCUGCAAACAGAAUGGCAAUCCCCUCUUGGUUGAGAAUUCCAAGUAUAGUGUUCAUAAAUCGACAUGUACGUCCUUCAAAAUAUGAUCCUCUUGUGGAAGCAUACUCAGAUUAUGCUCUGGUGCUUUUCAAAAAUGGUCGGAAAUCCACCAGUUCAUUAAAACAUCUAGCUCCAACAGGUGACAAGUCACUUAUGGAAGAACCAAUACCUAAAGAGACUCCCCCUUUCCCAUCAAGGAGCACUUGAUAGCUCUGCUGACAAGGAUGGAAACUAAGAAAUUUCAGAUCAUCCUACAGAACCCCUUCAAGAUGAAAACGUAAACUAGUCACAGAACCAUGUAAAUGACUCUAGGAAGUCUGGAAGAGUCUAGGAGUCAACCUAAACAAUUGGAUGUUACCUAAUAAUUACUAUUAUUCUUAAUAGUUAUUAUUUAUUUGUUUGCUUUAUUCUUAUUAUUAUUUAAGAUAAUUACUUUAAUUAUAUAUCUUAUUAAAUAGUUGGGUAGAAUGUGAUAAUAAUUGUAAGUGAUAAGGUGUAUAUUGUUAACCUCACAAUAUUAGAUAUUGCUCAAACAUUGUAACCCAACACCAUGCAUUUUAUGUUAUGCUUAAGUGAAUUAAAUUCUUGCUUUCUACUAAAGGUUAUGCUGUUUUACCACAAAAGCUAAACUUAUUAAACUAUCUGUACAAACAUAACUUUUUAAACUUAUUUACAAUUAAUAUAACAAAUAUACAAUAGUUGCUAUUUAAUGCAGCUACAAUAAAAAAAUAUAUUAACAUUUAUAUACAGCAUAAAACCAAACAAUUUUAUAGAUCUUUAUAUAUACUAUAUAUAUAUCUAUAUAUAUAUAGAUACUAUAUGAUCUAACACUGGUAUACAUACUCUGUAUAUUUUAUCGAAUUUAUAAAUUAUAGUUUUUUAUUUUUUGGAUAAAGAAAAUUAUAUGUAUGCUAAAAAUGUAUUAAUUUGUAUAAUUGUAUUUAUUUUAGGCUGAUAGAGAGGAUAUUUUAGGAGUGCUUUGUACUGACUUAAAAUUAUCUGAAGAUGUGGAUUUAUAUGAAAUUGCUCUGAAGACAAACAAUUUUACGGGAGCAGACUUAAAAGGACUUGUAUAUACAGUUUUCUCCAUAGCAGAAAAAAAAAUAUCUAAAGGUUUGUGACCCAUCAAACAUGUAUUCGUGAAAUUUUAAUGUAUAAAAACAUGUAUCUCUCACUGUUAUAUUAUUAUUGUUACACCAUGAUAGACUUGUAUUCUUCUUCUGUUGUUUUUAAUCUAAGGAUUGGUUUGCAGCAAUUUUGGUGUUUUCUAUGGCUGGCCUUCCUCUUAAUUUCCUGGUAUGAUUUAUAUUCUUGAUCUUCCAUUACUUAGUCCAGUAAACUGAUGGAUUUUAAUUGAGAGAAGGGGGUCAUCAAUAAUUCAACACAAAAUCAAAAAGAUUAAUACUAUACGAAUAUUAAAUGUAUAUUAUUCUAUAGGUAUCAUAUUUUGAUAAACCUAAGGUGUUUAUUUUAUCUUUAAAAAAAAUUAGUAUACCAAUAACCAUAUUGUGUUAUAAUACCAUGUUAUAUUCUAUGAUGUUAGUAAUUUUCUGAAAUACAAAUAUGAAAAAUACUGUUUUUUACCAAUUUCAAAUUAUAUUUUUAACAACUAGAAAAUUAUUUCUGUUCAUUAUUUUUAAUUUUCUGUCUUAACAUGAUGUCCUAAUUAAAAUGUUACAGUUAUUUUCCUUCAAAGUAGAGGGAAAUAGUUUUUAUUUUCAAAUUUUUUCAUUUUGGAAUCCUAUAAUUAUUUUAAAAUGUUUUAUUUGAGUAUUAAUUUUAAAAUGAUGUUGAUAGAUUAACACUUUUUCUAAGCAAAACUACAACUGAGAACAAUACAAAUAUUACACAUUUCAGUAAGACAUUUAUUUUAAAAACUAUUUACAUAGUACAUUAAAAUGGCUGUUCUUUUGCUACUUAUCAUGCUUUUAUAAGAAUGAUAUUGCUCACAGUCUUUUUUAUCUGCAUGAUACUGAAUUGCUCUUCUGAGGACACACAAGCUUUCACAAUUUUUUUUAUUUGGUGCUAGUUUCCCCCCUGUUUUCUUCUUUUACAUCAUAAGCAUUAUCCUGUUUAUGUGUUUGAGGAUUUAAAACCUUAUUAUAGGUAUCAUUUGGUUUCUAAUGUUAUUUCAAUAACUGGAUUAGUCUUCAAUGUUUUAAUAUACAGCUGGUCUGUACUGAGGCAUUCUGUUUCAAUGUGAUUGUAUUAAUUGUCUGAGUUCUUAAUAAGUGGGUUCCACUGUAUUUUGUUUAUAUGGAAAAAAAACUCUUUUUUAUACUGUAUAUGUUUCUUUGAAUGUCUGCAGUUGGUAAAUGCUGACAAUCACCUGUUAAUGUCGACAUACACCUUCUAAUUUGGUAAAUGUUGAAAAAUGAAAAAAGAAUAUAGAUAUUUACUAGUGAAUGUUGCCAUUUACAUCAGGAUUUUGAUCAAUGUUAACAUACAUAACAUGGUUUUGAUUAAUAUUGACAUAAGUAUUUGCACAUAAAUUAUAGACUAUAAACUAUAUUUUACUAUUAUUAUACAAUAUAAUAUAUAGGUACGUGUUUAAUUUAAUCAACUAAUUAUUAUUAUUAUUAAACAAUAUUAAAUUUGUAAUAUUAAUUUAAAUUAUGAUUAUUUUACUAUAUAAAAAUUUGAAUUACUUAUUGAUAAUUUUAUUUCUUAUUGAAACAUGACAAACUGUCAUGACAUUUUGUGGUACAUAAAAUUCCAACAUUUUUACAACCAUUUUUUUUUUUUGUGGUGCACUUUGUUUUGCAAUUAGAUUGUGUAAUUGUAUCCUUGUCUACCAAUAUUGAUGAAUUUGAAACUGGCCUUAAGGAAAUUUUUUGAUCCCUUAGUACAUCAGCAAUUCAUAUUAAAUUUUAUUUACAUAGGUACCAAAAAAUUGCUGGUGUAUAAUUGAUUUACAACACCAUUUUUAGUAGCUAAUUUAUAAAAUUAUUAUCUACUAUAUCUAAAAUAUUUUGAGAAUCCAUUUUACUACAAUCAACAUCUGGAAUUCGAAUACAGACAGUUGCUCCAACUUUAGUAGGAAGAAACUUGUUUUAAAUAAAACAUUUAUACAAUUAUUAAUAAGUUGUAAAUUACCUAUUACCUAUUGCUUAUCUGCAAAACAAUUACCAACAUUUACCAAAAUCCUUAUAUAAAUGUCAAUAUUCACUAGUGAAUAUUUACAAAUUUAAUCAAUAUGCCAACAUUUACCAAUGACUUUGGUGUAUGUCGACAUUAACCGGUGACAUAUAUACAGAAUGAUUUUUUAUUAUGGUUCAAUAAUUAUCUAUAAUGAUUUUAGUAUUUCAUUCAUUAAAAAUAAAUAAUGAUCUUACUUGUAAUACUUUCAUCAUUUUGCCUACAUUCUGUUUAUUAUAAAUACAUAUUAUCAACUUUUGAUUUUCUAAUAGCCCUUUUUCAAAUCAACUUUGAAAAAAGAAUAUUUUUCUAAAACUAUUUUGAUUUAAAACUAUAAAGGGUUAUCUUCUACAAUUAGACGUGAAAUUUAAAACUAGGGUUCAGAACUUUUUGCAUUUGCAUGUUUUUUUGUAAUGCUCGUGGAAUGUUCUAGGUAAAAUGAAAAUUAUUUUCAUGAAGUAAAUAAUUUAAAUAUACAAUUUUAUUUUGCAUAUUUCAUCAUAUUUUAAAGAAAAAAAUUGUAUGUACAUUUUUUAGCAUAAUAAUACAUUUUUCACAUUUUUAACUUUAUUUGAUCAUAAUUUUGUUGACUAAUAUGAUGUGUUCAAACAAAUUUUCUAAAAUAGUUUAUAUGGAUUUACAACUGUAUGAUUAUUUUUAUCCAACAGGAAUUGAAGGUUAUGUUAUCAGCAUAUGAUUUGUUAUUUAUUUAUAAAAUAACUAUUAAAAACUUAAUGAUAGUUUGACAAAAUCAGGAAGUGUACGGCAUUUUUGUAUAAUACUCGGUUGAUAUUUAUAAACUAACCUACAUAAUUCAGUGUAUUUUUCAAAUAUUUAGUUUUAUUUUGCGAGUUAAAAAUUGUAUGAAAUAUCAAACAAUAAGUCAAUACAUAACAGAGUUCAGACAAAAUAUAUUUUUUAUUGGUAGAUUUGUUUUAUUCUGUGAGCUGUAUGAAAUGAAAGUAGGUGUUGAAAGGCAAUUCAUUGUCACACAACAUUUAAAAACAGAAAAAUAUAAAUCAGCAGAGCAACAUCAAAAAAAUUAGAUUAAAAGUACACAACAAUAAGUAUUUAUAUCUAAUACAGUCAAAAAAUAUUUUCACAUUAUGUGAAGCUCUAUUGUCUGCCAAUAUUCCAUUUAAUAAAUUAAGCAACUGUAAUUUCAUAUAUUUUCUAUUAAAAUACAAAGGAAAAAAGUUCGAUUGGAGUCUAAUUUUCGUUUAGGUUAUUUUGAUGAAAUCUAAAAUAAUAUUUUAACUAAAAUUUAUAUGUACGUUAAUGAAAAUGAUAUGGGUUAGCAAUUUAGAAUAGAGGAAAUCAUUGAUCUGAUCAUUUUUGGUACAAAAAUUCCCCAACCCUGUUUACAACUCUUCCUUACCCCAUCCUUAGGAGGAUCUACAUUUUAAAUUGUUAUAAAAUAUAACGCAUAAAUGGUAUAUACUAUAUUAUUGUUAUCCAUAUAAAUAUUUUCCUAUAAUUAUUCAUAUAUUCAAAUUGUAUUGAAAAAAGUAGAUCGGUAUCCCCCAAUUAAUUAAAGUUAAUAUUUUUAAAAAUACCAGUAAUAAUAAUUACAAAAUUAGAAUCAUAUUUUCGACUUUUUUAUGCCUUUUAUUUCAUGUAAAUUGUUUUUUUUCAGUUUGAACAUUUUAAUUGAGUAUGACUUUCUGAAAUAUUACACAUUAAUAUUAUACAAACCUGGCAAGUUAUUAAUUUUUUUCAACUAGUUAAAGUUAAGUUACUUUAAUAUAAAAACAAAUAAAGCUAGAAUAAAAGUUGUUUUCUAAAAUUCCAAUUUAUUAUUGAGAAUAAGUAACAUAAGAUAGAAUAAAAGUUAAUUUUUUUCCCAAUUAAAAAAACUUGAACUAAAUUAUUUGUGAUAAUAUAUCAAUUUAAUUAAUGAUUUAAUGAAAUGUUUGAAGUAUUAAUUUUAAUUUAUAAUCAUUAGAAAUAUCAAUAUGAACAAUGUAUAAUGUACAUUAAAAUAAACUACUAAUUAUUUAAAAUUUGUAUUAAAUUUUAUUUUAAGUGUUAACAUUUCUAUUUAUUUUAAAACUAUAGUUGUAAUUUUUUUAAAUAAAUAGGCCUGUUGUUGAAAAAUAAUUUCUGAAAGCUGUAGGUACAUUAGUUAAAAUAAGAACUUAUAAUAUGUUAUUUAUUUGUGUUGCUGUAUUAAAGUUAGGUACUAGGUAAAUACUAAAUAGUCAUUUUAGUGUAUUAAUUUAAUAUGAUUGGUUAACUAAACUAUUAUAUAAAAUAAAUAAUAUUUCGGGAACUUUUUUAUUAAAUUCUGAGUGUAUCAAAGAUUGUAUUGGUUUUACAUAGAUGUUUAUUUUUUUUUUUAAUUAAAAUUUUUUUUUUUAUAAUGUGUACAAAAAUUCUACCAGAAAUCUUUCUCUGAUUUUAAUGUGUAGCACUUUUUCUGAAAGAAACUGGAUUAGGAAGGUAUCUUAGGGAGGUCAUCUUUCGAUUUACUCAGGAUUUUUCUCAUAAAAUAGGAUGAAACAUCAUAAUUUUUAAUUAAUAAAUCAAUAAAUUAUGUUUUCUACUAGAAAUAUUGCUUAAAUUAAAAUAUGGAGAAAAAACCAAGGAAACUGGACAAAUUUAUAAAAUGUAGGUGUUAGUUAAAAAAUAUUACAACCUUUUUUUUUUUCUGUGAACAACUUUUCUACCAAUAAUUUUGCUCCUAUUUACAAUGAUAGCACUAUUUCUGAAAGGAAACCUGACUGGGAAGGUACUUUAAGAAGUUUAUUUUUUUAUUUUUCCUAGAGUUUUCCCAACAAAUAACAAAAGCAAAAAGAAAUAUGGGAAAUUGAGUAAAUCAGUAUUAUUAUACAAAUAUUAUUAAAGAAAAUAUAUUAUAAUGCUUUUUAAUUAUUUUAAUAUAAUAUGAUAUAUAUAUUGUUGUCAAAGCAUCACUAUCAACUGAACUUCAGAACCUUUUUUAGUCGCUACACAUUUUUAAAUGUGGUGAAAUCACAUCAGUGGUUUAAAGGUGUAGACAAGUACAAACUUACUGAGUAAGUUUUAUCAAGAUCCUAUGCCUAUUAUUUCUGUAAAACACCCAAUUUUAUUAAAAAACAACUAUGAUUUAAAUGCAUCUUCAGGUCCUAUAUUGCUGUUUUACUUGUCAGUACAGUAAUAUUGUAUUUUAGUUUUUUUUUUUGCUUUUUUAAUAAUGUUGAUAAAAUAUUUUCUGCUUUUACAAAUGCUUGGAAUCAUGAUUUGAGGUUUCUCGCAGUUGUUUUUAUAACAAUAUAAAAAUAUACACAAUUCCAAGGAAGGUUUUUUUUAUAAGCAUUUAAAAUUUAAAUUUUGAUAAAUAUUCUCAGCAGUUCACAUAGAUAUCUUUUAUUUUUCUAUUUUUAUUAAUUGUAUCCAUACAAAUUUCCAAAUAUUUGAGAUGAAAUAACACAAAACACUUUUAUUAUUUAUUUUAUAACUAGGUUGAAAUAUUUUUCAAAACUUAUUUAAUUUAAUUUAAUCAAUUUAAUCAAAAAUUUAAUCAAUUAGUUUAUUGUUUUCAAUAGUUUAUGUCACACAGGCACAGAUAUAAAAUGUACCUGUAUAUCUUCCUAACUUCCCUCUUAUAAUAGUUGGCAAUGUAUGUCAGCUUUUAAAAACUAAACCUUUUAAAAGUUCUAUAUUUCAUUAUAUUGAAACCUUUAUUUUCCUGCCUCAUUUGAACCCAUAUUGUUACUACACCUCUGCACGCCAUCUUGCAUUCCUUCUUUUCCUGGAUAUAUUAUGUGAACAUAUUUGAGUAUAAAGUCUAAGUUACUUCUGUGUCAGUCAUUGUUUUCAAUGUACCUUACAGUUCCUGGUUUAUUGACUUUAGUAAUAUAAUCACUACUUUGAUCACCCCCUUAUGGUUUUUUUUUCAAUGUAUCUAUAAUUUCGAAAUAGUAUAUUUAUUUUUAUAAGUUUUUUGCUUGAAAUAAAGUAUUUAGUAAUAAUAAAAUAUUGCAUUUAUAAAAAAAUAAAAUAUUCUAUACACGUGGUGUGACUAAAUACUGAUACCCCUCUUCCUCAUGACCUGACAUUUAUUAGAUAAGAGCAAAAUUUAUUAUCACCUCCCUAUGUGAGAAUUUUAUUAUUAAGGGUAUGGGGUGCUCUCUAUAUAGAAAGGGAGUUGAUUUGCAAAAUUAAAAAAAAAUUGAGAUGAUUUAAUAACUAAUAUUAUAACUAAAAAUAUUGCUAGGCUUUUUUGGUUUUUUUAACAUGAUUUUUGAUUGUUGUAUAAAAAAAUAAUUUCAAUGAGAUGGUUAAACAUGGUGAUUUUCAACAAGUUUUUUGACAUUAGGUUCGAUGUUUGUUAACAUAAGUCGUAAGUCUCCUCUUAUCUUCUUUGUAAUUAAAUCUGUUACAUUGGUGAACACUCGCUUGACGAGAUAUGAGGAAGGAAAGGUUAUUAUUAACCUAUUAUUAUUAUUAUUAAGGUUAUUAUUAAGGGUACUAUUAAAUUUGUUUUAAUGAGAGUCCAAAAUAAUAAAGAUAAUAAAUUAGAAAACAAUCAAAGAUAAGUUUUUGUGCAUUGUUCAACAUAGUACCUAUUAGUGAUUGAUAGCUAUCAUAUGGAUUAGUAUGUAUUAUUUUUAGGUCGCCUCAUGUGCAACGUUUUUGCGUGUACACACUCUGCCCUCCUAUCACCCAAAACUAGUUCACCGCCUCUCGGUAACCCUUCACCGCCCACUGGGCGGCUAUAUCGCCCCGUUGAGAACCACUGGUUUAAAUGAUCCCUUUUUUUUUUCUGCUUUUUCAUAAAAAAAUUUUAGCAGGUGGUAUUUUCAGUUUCUAAACAUGAGUUUAGAACAUUUUAUAUUCCUGGUGUGUCAUGUAGUUACAGUUAAUUUGAUUGGCAAGGAUAUCAGGCGUGUAGCCAGAAAUAUCCAAAGAGGGUAUUAUGAAAAGUAAUAGUUUUAAUUGAAAAAUCUUAAAAAGACAUAUAUUACAUGAUGGGUGGGCCACUAUUAUAGGUGAGAAAUUGGGAAUAUAGUAUAUAGAAGGAAAUUUAAUAUAUAACACAACGAUUAAUCAUUGUUAACGAAAAACGAUUCUGAGCGGAGUUCAGUUAUACAUGUUUUGAAAGUCAUAAUUUAUAUCAUUAGUCAUGUCAUUAGUUAUAAAAAAUAAAAUACUAUAUAAAACUAAAUUUUUUUUUUUUUUUUUGAACACAAAAUAUGACUUAUAAUGAACCUUUUAAAAUUGUCAAGUAUUUCUGUUUAGUUUUAACAUUUUUAUCCACAAAGUAUGUACAGAAUAUCAAUUACUUAAAAAUUUGAAUUAUAAAUAUGUAUAGCUGGCUCAAAAAUGGCAUAAAUGUUUUCCUAGAAAAGACCACUUUGAUUUUCUCUCCGUAUUUCAACUAUUUACCUAUAAUUUUAACAGAUUUAAAAUUAAUAAUAUAAUAGCAUUAUUCUGGUAUAUUUUCUCGUUUUUUCCUAGGUUUUUUCUGGCUUUCCUCAAUUAUUAUAAAACUACUCUUAAAAUUAAAAAAAAAUCUCCUUAAAGUACCACCGCAGUCAACUUUCCUUUCAGAAAAGGUGUUACACAAGAUAGAAAAGUUGUUCACAGUAUAGAAACAUAAAAAGAAACAUCAUUGUAAGACCAUAACAUUUUUUGCUCCACUAUGAUGGUUUUGUCCAUCAAAUUUAUUUACCUAUUUGUUUUAUCAUAGUUUUUUCAAUAAUCAAUCUUUUGCAUCAUACUUUUUUAUAAAAUAUGAACAUUUUUAUGUAAUUAUAUUAAAUAUAUGCAAUUAUUUAUGUAUGGGAGUAUAUCCAUAUUGUAAAAUAAUUUAUCUUGCAAAAUUGUAUUAUAUACAUUUAAUAAAUAAACACAUUUAAGAGGGUAGUGUUGCUAUGCCACUGAAGGAUAUAUAUGCAUACAAUUUGUAACAUUAUUGUUAUUAAAAUUAUUUAAUUAUAAAUUCGUCACAUUUUAAUAUUAUAAAAUAUUACUAAUAAUUCAAAUAUUUAUAUUAAAUGCACAGGUUGAUUUUUUUUAUCAUGAACCAGCAAUUAUCUCAGAGAAUUUUAAGUGAAUUUGAUUUCUGUUUUUUCUAAUGGUUAUGAAAUUAUUUAAGCUUUAUUUUAAAACAAUUAAAAAUUGUUUUAAAAUAAAGCUUAAACAAUUCUAUAAUGAUUAAAAAAAAAAAAACAGAAAUCAAAUUCACUUGAAAUCCUUCAAGAUAAUUGCUGGUUCAAGAUAAAAAAAUUACACUGUAUUUUCAUAAUAGAGCCAAUAUUAUUAAAAUAAGCAUACUAAAAUAUAAGUAGUGCUUAAAGAAUUUUAAAAAUGACCUACUAACUGUUUACAAAUUAAUAUUUUAAAUCUAGAUUUCUGCAAAUAAUAAUGAUAUACUAGGUUAUGAAAUUGUUUUACAAUUGUAUACAUUAAUUAAUUAAUUAUUAUUUAUUGAUUAAUAGUUAUAGUUGAUUGUUUAAAAUGCUUAUGUUUAUAAUAUAUAUUUUAAAAUCAUAAAUUCUUGGUUAUAGAUAUGAACAAUAAUUUUUGUUUCAUUAUAAAUUUUAAGGAAAAUCAAAUUAAAUUGUUUCUAAUAAUAUUUCCAUUUGAAUAUCAUUGGUUUAACUUUAUACCUACAUAGUUUGACAGUCAAAUCAGUUUCAAAAUGCCAUUAUUUAUAUCAGUUUUCAUUCAGUAUAUUAUUAUUCAUACGAACUUAUUAUUUUGUAUGUAAAAAGGGGGUUUUCUAUUAUUCAUAUACCUACCAAACAACCGUCAUUUUACUUUUUUGACAUACCUGGAAUCUGAUCUGAGACAUUUUCUUUAUGUAUAGUAUUGUAAUGUUAUAUAGGUACCUACUUCAAGGAAAAUGUUUGACUUUUUAAAUUCUAAAAAGAAUAUUUACAUAAAUAACAUAUUUAAAAAUCUUGUUAUUGCAGUUACAGUGUAUUCUCACUUUCUCACUUUUUAGUCUGAAGAGUUUAUGCGACAACAAUACACUGUUUCCAUAACAGACUAAUAUUAUUAAUUUAAAAAAUAUAUAAUAUUAGAUAAGAAUAUUUAUACCUAAACACAUAUAAAUAUUAUAAGCACAUACUUAUAAUAUUAUAACUUACCUAAUUUGGUAUUUAAAUUAAGUAAAAAUAAAAAUAUAAGUCUAUAAACUUAUAAAAUAUUAUAAUAUUUAUAUGGUUUAAGAUAAUUCAAAGAGAAGUCAAUAUUAUUAGAUAUAGAUUUAUUUUGACCAAUUGCAACAAAAUUCCAUAGUCUGAAGGGGAGGGGGUAUUUUUUAAAACUUUCAGGUUUCUAUAAUUUUACAAACAAAUUUGAUUUAUUUAAAAAUCAUUAUUAUAAUAAUGCUGUAGAUUAUAUAUGUUGAUAUUACUUAUUUAAUUUUUUUUUUUCAGAACAAGCUGAUUCAUUGAUUUCAGAUGUAAGUAUUAAUUGAAAACUGUAAUUUUCUUUAAAGUUGGUAAUUGACAUUAUCCAAAAUAAUACACUAUUAGGUCAUACCAGUUAUAAGUUGCAAUUAGUAGGUCAUUUUUCCAAUUAUAAAAUUAUAUGUAUACGUGCAUAUAAUAGUAUAGUUAUACCUAUCACUAAAACUUAGUAGCAUGAUUAAAUGCAAAAUGGAAUAUUUUAUGUAUUAUGUACAAAUUCUUAUGUUCCGUAACCACCUAAAAUUGACUACAGCAAUCCUCCACUCUACUCUGUUACUUGUCUCUUAAUAUCUUCAUAUGAAUCACCUUGGUUCAUCAUAAUUUGUAAAAUAAUAUUCCAACUAUGAUUGUCCCCUAUAAUUUUUUCCAUUUCACAUCCUUUAAUUAUCCAAUCAAAAAAAUAAAUGGAUUGCAAUAAUCAAUUAAUUCCUUCUUUUCUUUAAAACUUUCCUUGACAUUAUCUUCAAUACUUCAUUCUUGAACCAUGUCCGUCCAACUUAUAUUGAAUAUUUUUCUGUAACACCAUAUCUCAAAAGCUUCUAUUAUUUGUUUAGACAUUUUUAGCAGGGAAGUAGGAGCUUACAUUUUCUAGAAUUUCCAACCUUAUACUGAAGCAGGAAUUUAAUGUAUACCUGUACGCAACGCUUACUUUUUGCUUACUCAAAACGAUUCUCAGCUGAGUUUAAUUAUUCAUGUUUUAAAAGGCUGUUAUAUUUACGAUUAUAAAAUAAUAUAUUUCGUAAAUUUUCCUAGUUUUUCCCAUUUCUUAUGAAAACCCCUGGGAAAAUCAAAAAAAUUACUUCUUUUAAGUAUCACCCCAGUUAGAUUUGCUUUCAGAAAAAGUCUUACAUUUGAAAAUCGGAACAAAAUUUCUGGUAAAAAAGUUGUUUACAGAAAUAAAACAUAAAUAAACCAAUAAAACCAAUACAUUCCUUGCUUCACUCAGAAUCAUUGAUUGGAUGUGAUAGAGGAAAUUAAAGCCAGAAAAUAAAAGAACCCCCAGAUCUUUUUUAUGACUGGUCGAUGCAAGAUUAAUAUUGUUAAUCGAGUAUGUGUGACUAAUUAAUGUACGAGAUCUGGAGAAGAAUAUGGACUGGCACCUGUUCACGUUAAAAUUAAUACCAAUAGCUUCAAAACAAAUAGCUAGAGUGUUAAGUCCGUCCUGCAUUAGGUGACAAUCUGAGUCAUUGGUAAUUCGCCGGAAAAUGUUUAGAUCGUCUGCAAAAGUUAGAAUAUUACAAUUACAAUAUAUUUGUUUGAUACCAUUGAUAAACAGUGUAAAUAGUAGGUGAUAGGUGGCCUCCCUGAGGAACACCUAAAGGAAUAAAAGAGAUAUCAGAUUUACAUCCAUUAAUUUUCACCCAUUGAUACCUACCAUAUAGAUAUGAUUCAAACCAAGUCAAUAGUGGAUCAUCAAACCUAAUCUUACUGAGUACGUGAAGUAGAAUGUUGUGAUCGACUUUAUCGAAAGUUUUUUCAAAGUUCGUAAGUAUAACAUCAACCUAGUACUUAUUUUCAAAAGCUUCAAGAAUAAAAUUAUCGAGGACCAACAAGUUCAUCAUAGCUAAGUGCUCUGGCCUAAAAUGUUACUGUUCAUCAAUAAGAAUCGGAUUAACUGAAGGCAGAAUGUUUUUGAGUACGAGCUUUCAAAAAGCCUUGGAAUAUGGCCUAGGAUUGAAAUUGGCUUGUAUUUUCUGACACAUGAUUUAUCCUCGGAUUUAAAAAUGGGGGAACUUAGCUUCCAGAUAAACGGAAAUACCCCUUCACCUAAUAAACAACUAUAGAUUUGCCAGAGUAGGGCAGAAAAAAAAGAUUUAAGAUUAAAAAGGAAGCUUCUUAGAAGCCUAUUGGGUUCUAAAGAAUUCGCGUUUUUUAACUUAUCAAGACCAGAUUCUAUAUCAGCAAUGCUAAAAAAGCAAUUAUUUGGCAGGUUGUAACACUGGUGGGAAAGAUUAGCUUUACUCUUGGACGAGGAAACAGAGUAUAGUGUAUUGAAGAACUUAGAAAAUAGAGGGAAAUAUGUUGUAGACUAGAACUAGAAAAUUCAUCUAAGUGGACCGUGUUAGGACAGUACAGUAUAAACCUUCAACUGAAGCGGACGUACUUUUUAGCGGUGUGUCACUUAUCGCAUUUUUGUUGUGUCUACCGAUUGGUUUGAUUACUCGAUAAAUCUAACGGCCGGAACAUGCGUCCAAGUACUACUUCAUCUCGUCUACCACAGAUAACCUGUCCUAUAUUUACUUAUCGGGGUCAAAGAAUCGUCUUUUCAAUUGUGGUACUUUCUGAUAGUGUGCAUUUGUGGUUGCAUUUUGUUUAUUUUACGGCGUCUACUUUCACUUUUUCGUUUACCUGGUUGCCUACUUCUCGUCGGGCACGGUAUUCCCCUCAUAUGUGAAAUAACUAUUUGUAUGCACUUCUCCUAUGGCAAGCACCUUGUGCCCAUUAUCACCGCACCUUAUCUAAAAGUAUCAAGUCUGUUACAUGUAGUACUUGUUGGCGGUCCUUCCAUUCGGCAAAAAUGGCGAAAAUAGCAUUUUUCAGCUCGCCUUCUGCUCAUUCGCCCAAAAUAAACUUGGUGUGCCACUCAUGUCACUCAAUCGGUCAAAGAGCGUUGCCCGCCCAUUCAAAGCUAUGUUUCCUCCAACCUCUUUCAAAUGAUUAUCAACCACUUCUCCCAUAAAUGCUGAUAUUAUGGCUGCAAUCACAAGUCUAGAAGUCGCAAACCGAUAUCAUUAGUUCAUAUAAGUAGAGCAAAGAACUAAAAUAUAAAUAAUAAAACUAAAGAAUUUACAACUCGCUCUUCUCAAAUCACUGAUCUAAAGCAGGAAAAUGCAUUGCUUCGUGAAGAGUUAUCUACUCUUAGGAAUAGAGUCUAUAUUGAAAGCGGCACAAAUGUCUCAGCUCUUCAUUCACACUUUAGCCUCCUAACUCGGGUAAUAUUAGAGACCUAAUCGUGAGUGCUGCAUAAAGAAUGUUGUUAUUCGUAGUCUACCCGUGUAUAAUUCCGCUAUUCUAGCCGAUAGAAUCUCUACUGAUCAAAUUAAAUUAUUUAACCUAUUUUUAACACUGAAUAUUUCCCUGUCAUCUUAUUCUAAAUUACUAAGAGUGGGUAGGGUAGCUUCCGGCACGUGUUCCAUCAAAGUAAUUUUCAACUCUAGUGAAGACAAGACUAUAGUACUGCAUGCUGUCCAACGUUCCGAAAAGUCCUACUAGUUGACCCAGCAUAUAGUCAUCUUCCGUGAUAAAACUAAGUAGGAACGUGACCUAUUCCGUGCUGGUUAUGCUGACUUGGAGCGCAAAAGAGCUGAUGGUGAAUCUGAUCUCCUAGUUGCCCAUGUCAAUAGGAUUCCGAAGGCCACUAGACGUCCAUCAAAAAAUGAGUAGUCUCCACCUGUACCCAGGUGCCCUUAGGCUUCUAGUACCUUUAAUUGUAAUGUUACCAAAUUUAACUAUGUAUUUAUUUGUUUGUUUGAAACCUGGAUGUGUAACAGCAUUAGUGACUCGGAACUUGCCUAUAAAAUUUCAAUACAUUUAGAUGUGAUAGGAACACCAUACCAUCUAUACCAACAAUCUAAGUAGAGGUAGUGGUACGCUUAUUGCUGUGAGCAAAGAUAUUCCCUCUUCCAUACUAAAUAUUCCUGAUAAUAAUGUUGAACAUAUAUUCGUAAAAACUUCCAUUAAUAAAAGACAAUUUAUUGUAGGCUCCGUUUGCAUUUUACGAGUUAUAUAUAGUAUCAGUCUAGUUAACUAUCUCGUCUAAUAACGAUUACACUCUAAUCCUCUGUGGGGAUUUCAAACUUCCCAAUAUUUCUUGGUAUAACGAUGAGUCUGAUCUGUCUUAUUUCUCGGUCGAGUUACUGUUAGGUUAAGUUCGGUUAAUAAAAGAAAGCUCAUGCUCUCUUCGAAAAGUGUAAUAACUCACUUUAUUAUACACUGUUCUCUAAUUUCCGUGCCCAAUAUAAGUUAGAGUCCAAAAAGUGUCGUAAAGACUACAUUACCCGUACUGAGACUAAAUUAAACAAUUUUUAAACCUUAAAAUAAUAUUGAUAUUUAAAAAUUAAUUACUACUCUUUUCGGUGAAAAUUUUUUAUGAAAUUACACUUAUCAGUAAUUUGAUUAAAUACAUUUGCAUAAGUUUCAGAUAUAUUAUUGGGCAACAAACAAAUAACCAAUGGAAUAUUUUCCGAACCAAAAGUAUGCUAGUUAUUAUAAACAAUAAUUAUUUUUCCUACAUUAUAUUCUAAAAAUACAGCUUUCUUAUUAUUUUUAAGUAGAAAUCUGUUCUAAUAAAUUGUAACUCGAUAAUAAUUUGUCUGAUGUAUCACCGUGACUGCUGUGUAUAAUAAUUUUAUUUCGAAUUAUAUCCGUGCAAUUUUCGAUUAUAAUUUAUAUUACGAGUGUAAACAUAAAAACACAAUAAUUUUCAUUUGUUUUAAUAGUAAAAUUUGUCUUUUGAUUCUAGUAAAAAUAUGAGGUUGUCAAAAGUUGUUAAUUAAUGGUACCAGUUUUAAAUCGAUUGUAGAAAGAGGGAGGGGAGCAACUUUACAAACGUUAACCCUGCUAUACACAGGAACUUUAAAAAUAUAAAAACAUUUGGCUUAUCGUUCUAAUUAUUUCUACUGUCUGUAUAAUGUAUUAGUGACGCAAAUAACCUUAAAUUUGUUAUUUAUCGAAAUUAAAAAUACGCAAGACACGAAAUAAUAUUAGUAAACGAUUCGAUGACGUGGAUUGAAAAAGAAACGAAAAUCGAAUUUUUCAAAAUCAUUGUAUAUAAUAUAAUAUUAUAUUACAGUCAUAAAUAAUCUUCGCGCUGCGGCCGGUUCGCGUAAUAAAAUAAUCAUGCUAUUCAGUGUUAUCCGAAUGCUAAUAACUCUGUCAAUAUUUUUUAUUUUUUUUUUCAAUCGAGUUUUGUGUCAUACCUAAAAUUGUAGAGAAAAAUAAAAGUAUGAUACAUUACAGUUUUUAGAACAUUAUAUUUUACAAAUUGGCCAUUUUGAAAAAUUUAAAAAAUACAAUUUUUUUUUUUCAGUGAUUAUGAGAUGAAAAUAAAAAUUUAAUUUUUCUCUAUAUUUGUAGACGUAAUACAAAACCCAAUUGAAAAAAAAAAUGAAUAUUUACAGAGUUAUCAGCACUCAGAUAACAUUGCAGUAGGAUACCUGUAUAUUAUACGUUUUUUCUCACGAAGAUAUUGAUAUCUCCUGAGAUUAUAAAGAUAAUGAAAUUCUGUUGUUUUUUUUUUUUUAUAUUUUACUCACAAUAAUAAAGACUAAAAAUAUUUUUUAUGUUUUGGUAAAAAAACUACUUUUCAUUUUAUUAUUUUUGACAAAUUUGUUGAAAGCCAUUUCAUUAGAGUUUAUAGAACCUCUUCUGAAAAUGUUGACGUUAAAAUUUUUAUUUUCAUUAAAUUCGUGACUUUUAAUAAUUUUUUUUAGUUUUAAGACAGAAAAUGUGUACAGUCAAAAUUAGCCAUAAUAAUAAUGAUCAAUAUUAUCAAAUAGGUACGAUUACAGCACGCUGCAUAGUUAUAUGCAGUUUUCUCUGAACUUUAAAAUCGCGAAUUUAAUGGAAAUAAAACGUUGUAACGUCAAAAUAAUUUUUUAAAUUUUUUUAUCAAAACCGUACAAAUUUAAUGCGAAUUAUAAUAAAACGGAAUUUGAUUAUUUUUAUUAUCUCCGGAGAAAUUACUAUGGGUACAUCUUCAUGGGGCACCCUGUAUAAAUAAGACCAGAGUAAACAAAUGAGAUAAUCAAGUGGCGUAUAUCAUUCACGCAUUAUAUCUAUAUAUUUAUUUAUAUAUAUAUAUUAUAUACGGAUAAUAACGUGUGUGUAUAUAAAGGGAUCCGGCUUUCGGUUUUCGGCCAUUCGGAUUGCAAGGCAAAUAAGGAAAAAAAAAAAAAAAUAUUAUAGCCGCGGCGCGUGUCGACACCCCGUCACGUUUUCUCCCCCCCCCCUCCCCCCGUAUAUACAUUAUUUGUUUGAAUUAUUCAUUUGCGAGCCUGGCCGUAGUCGCCGGUUAAUAAUCCGACUCUGUUAUAGUAUUAUAUCACCCUCGGAAUAAAAAAAAAAAAAAAUUCUAUCGUAAUCGUCCCGGCGGAUUUUUAAACUUCAACUCGUCGCCUCCCACACGUAGUUCACAUUUUAUUUAUUAGAAUCUCCACUUUUGGAACGAUGAACUGUAAAUAUUGUAUAGUUGUGUAUCGUUUUAUUACCGACAACGACGCGGGUAUACAAUGUUUGUAAAGAAAAAAAAAAUCAGCUACAACGGGCCCCCACCCCCUCCAUCUGUCCUGCUCCAGAUGUAUAAUACAAAUUUCCUCGUUAUUGACAUUCGGCGGAGAGGGAGGGGAAAACAAAAUAAACGCAAAUAUAUUGCCGACGACCGCUGCACCGGUGUGUUUCGCGCGAAACCAAUUCCGUUUUUAGAAUGAAUGUGAAACCCAACGCAAAUAAAAUAUACUUUUCGGAAGUGAAGAAGUCAUUAUAAUACAUAUUACUAAUAUAUUAUUGUGAGGGUAUACAUAUAUAUAUAUAUUAUAAUAUAAUACCCGAGCCAACCUGUCCCUUUCCCAACACCCCCAUCCCACACUCGUCCCGCAACAAACGAACGGAAAGUGGGAAAACGCCGGUGGUUUCAAAUGGUUUCCCGGUGUAGUGCAAUAAUAAUUAAAUCGUCGUGUCCUAUUCUUGCUGCUUGCUGCAGUCUGAUGACGGACGCCGUCGCGUUUUUCCCUUUUUUUUCGUUUUUUCUUUUUUUUUUUAUAAAAGCGCAUAACUCGUGUUUAUAUUUGCUCGAUAAACAUCGAUUAAAAAUACACCGAAAUUCAAUCACGUCAUUAUAUUAUAAUACCGAUUCGUGUACGGCCGCAGCAGAGAGUGAAUCAACGGUCCCGGUGUAUAAGGUCUACAAAAUAACACAAAAGCACCUUGUCGGCGAAUACGUACGAGUAUUUUUUUUUUUUUUUUUUUAUACAUAUAUACAUCCCUUUCGAUCCACGCGUUUAUCUCAGCGCGUUUGAAAAAAAAAAAAUCCGAAAUUUAUGUUGGUUAUUUUAUUUUUUUCUGUAUUAUGACCACGACCUAGGCCCGUUUUUGGUUAGUGAAAAUCCUGCGAAACCCAUCGCGCAAUUUCGGGAAAUUCGGAUUUUCUUAAUUUGAAACAUUUAUCUAUAAUUUCAUAACGAGUUUAUAUAAAAAAAAAAAAAACUCUUUUUUUUAAAUUUCAAUAUAUGGAACAAGCACUAUUUUAUACGUAGUAAAUAUCAUAAUUUUUUUUUUUUUUUUUUGUCAGGAUGAUAAUGCGUUAAGUGAACCGACAAUCACAGCCGACGAUUUUUGGGAUGCCUUAAAUACUACAAGCCCGUCUUUGCAGCAAUCCGAUAUUGAUCACUUUGAAGAAAUGUAAGUUGUUUUUUUCUAUAUAAUUCGACCGUGCCCUUUGUUGUACAAAACCGCGUCUAAAUAAUAAUAAGUCCUAACAAUCAUAAUAAAAUAUGCAUUUUCAGACAUAAAUUGUUCAGCAAGGAGAAAAUGGCGAAUGCGAACAUUAACAUGACAAAACUACAAAAAACGACUUAUGCGUGAUCUCCAGGGGUUAUUUUUAAUAAUUUAUUUGUUGUAAACUGCAGGUAUGAUUACUGGUAAAUUACUGGUGAUCGUUAGUUUCAAUAUAAAACGGUGUUAGACCUCAUAACAUAAUAUGUGUUUUUUGUAUUUUAUCCACAAUUAUUGUUAUUAUAUUUUGCCACUGAAAUGAUUAAAUUACAAAUAAUGUUGUCUUUAACUGUACCCAGCGGGAUUUAGAAAUUUUAGGAAAUAUUUUCACUGUGUGGAUUUGUCCUUUAUAUAUAGCCUUUUAAGGUAUUAAUAUGUAUUCGAAAGUCAAGUGUCAUUAAAGUUAAUUUUAAUCAUAUUAGUUAAGAGAGUAACUAAACAUUAUUCUGUCUAUGGUCUAUGCAAAUUUAUCAAAAGAGCAGAAGGAAACAGAAGUUAAUUUAGUAGAAAAUUUAACAUCCAUUUUUAUACAAACUAUUAACUACUAUACGUAUUAUGAGACUACAAAAUAUGUCAUAGAUUAGAAUAGAACCCUGGGUAUUAUAUUGAGAAAUUUUAAACUGCUUUUGCUUUAAAUUUACAAUGUUAAACGUUUGUACAAUUAUUUUUGUUCUAUAUUUUAAUGUAAACAUUUUAAU
This is a messenger RNA of Cinara cedri, 32416 nucleotides long. The record is from the annotation of a GenBank genome assembly. Lineage: Eukaryota; Metazoa; Arthropoda; Insecta; Hemiptera; Aphididae.